Messenger RNA from Cyanistes caeruleus (blue tit), 842 nucleotides. NCBI's taxonomy places the organism in Eukaryota, Metazoa, Chordata, Aves, Passeriformes, Paridae. The record is from RefSeq and is a predicted model, not a curated record.
CAUCUCACAGGGGCUUUGGCAAACGCUACAGUCAGCACAAGGAAAACUGCAAAAAGCAGGAGGAAAAGAGGAGGAUGACCCAUGGAGUACUGGGUAGAUUGUGCAUGAGAAGUCACCUCAUGGCCCUGACACGUGCACAGGCUGCAGUGGGGACACAUUGCUCAGCAUUGCCAAGGGCUUCCUGUGAAGCACCAAUGAUGGGGGUGAUGAUCCAGCUUGUGAAAAGUGCCUCUUCCAUGUCCUGUGUCUCCUGCCUGUGCUCUCCAGACAAGCCCAUGCAGAUGAACCAGGCCUUGUUCAUGUCCAGUGGCCAGUGUGGGUAUGUCCUGCAGCCGACCAACAUGAGGGACGACGUCUUUGACCCCUUUGACAAGAGCACGUUGCGGGGCACAGAACCGCUCUCCAUUUCCAUUGAGGUCCUGGGGGCCCGGCACCUUCCCAAAAAUGGAAGGGGAAUCGUUUGUCCUUUCGUGGAGGUGGAGGUGUCUGGUGCUGAGUAUGACAACGCCAAGCAGAAAACAGAGAUUGUGGCUGACAACGGCCUGAACCCUCUCUGGACCCCGAAGCAGUUCCACUUUCAGGUCAGCAACCCUGACUUUGCCUUCCUCCGCUUUGUGGUCUAUGAGGAGGACAUGUUCAGCGAUGAGAACUUCCUGGCUCAGGCCACCUUCCUGGUGAAAGGCUUGAAGACAGGUGAAGCACUUGGGACAGCAGGGAGGGGUCAUGGUGGUUCUCACCCGUUCACACUGUUAGCCAGGGGGAUGCUGAGUUUCAUGGGAGGGUGUUGUUGGGCCCCAGGCUGGCUCAGUCCCUCUUGUCCCCAUGACAGGUCACAUUCUUAG